AUGCCUGGCAUAUCACCAGACAUCAUAUCCCAUAGGCUUAGCGUCAAUCCUGCUGUCCGACCAGUCCGACAGAAGCGUCGAGCUUAUGACCCCGAGCGCUAUGAGGCCAUGAAGGCGGAGGUGGAUCGAUUGAGUAGUAUCCGAUUCAUCAGGGAGGUUGACUAUCCUACAUGGCUGGCCAAUGUCGUGAUGGUUACAACCAGAUCUUCAUGCAUCCCCGAAGACCAGGCCCACACCUCUUUCAUCACGGACCGAGGCCUCUACUGCUAUAAGGUGAUGCCCUUUGGCCUCAAGAACGCCGGGGCUACAUACCAGCGUCUGGUGAACCACCUUUUCGCCCCAUUGAUUGGCAAUACCAUGGAGGUUUAUGUCGACGACAUGCUAGUCAAGAGUCGCACAGCUGACCAGCACAUCCCCAACCUCUCUGCCAUGUUCACCAUCCUGAAGCAGUACAAAAUGAGGCUUAACCCCACCAAAUGUGCAUUCGGGGUGGCUUCCGGCAAAUUCCUUGGCUUCAUGAUCAGCCAGAGGGGUAUUGAGGCCAAUCCAGAAAAGAUCCAGGCCAUCUUAGAUAUGACAAUACCUAAGACGGUCAAGGAUAUCCAAAGCCUUACAGGGCGUGUUGCAGCCCUGACCAGAUUUAUCUCCAAAGCCACUGACCGCUGCGCCCCAUUCUUCAAGGCCCUUAAGGGCACCAAGCGAAACAUCACCUGGACUGCUGAAUGCGACACGGCUUUCAGCGAGCUCAAGGAGUAUAUGGGCCGGGAUAACGCGGAACACCCAGUGCAUUAUGUUAGUAAGGCAUUGCAAGAUGCCGAAGUUCGAUACCCAGACAUCGAAAAAUUGGCGUUCGCCCUGGUCGUCUCGGCUAGACGCCUCCGACCAUAUUUCCAAGCUCACACCAUCCAUGUCUUAACCAACCAACCGCUCCGACAAGUGUUGCAGAAACCAGAAACUUCUGGGAGGCUGGUUAAGUGGGCCAUUGAACUUGGCGAGUUUGAUAUUCAUUACAAACCCCGCCCGGCUAUAAGGGGGCAGGCCGUUGCUGACUUCUUAUCCGAAUUCACGGAGCCCCAAGCUUCAGCAGCUACCCAGCUCAUAACCGAACCCAAUCUCUCUCCGAGCCAGGACCAAACCCCCAGCAAAAGCACUCUCGACCUAACCCAGCCCCUAUGGACCUUAUUCGUAGAUGGCUCUUCUAAUGCCCAGGGGUGUGGGCCGGCCUCGUUCUCGUCUCCCCAGACAAGGUUCGAGUACGCCCUCCGCUUCAAAUUCCAAGCCUCCAACAAUGAGGCCGAAUAUGAAGCACUCUUAGCUGGUCUUCGACUAGCCAAAGAGAUGGACGCCAAACAAAUUCAGAUAUUCAGCGACUCACAGCUCGUUGUCCACCAGGUCAACCAGGACUUCACGGCCAAGGAUGCCUCUAUGACGGCUUACCUCCAGCACGCUCGGCACUUGCUGGCAACCUUCCACGCCCACUCUAUCAGGCAAGUGCCGCGCUCAGAGAAUAGCCAUGCCGAUGCACUAGCCAGGUUAGCCUCAGCCCUGGAGCAAGGAAUAGGUCGCCACAUCCACAUCGAGUUUUUGGCCCAGCCCAGCACACAAGCCCCACUCAUCUGCACCAUUGAUCACAGCCCUACAUGGAUGGACCCCAUCCUCCAGUUUUUGCAGAACCAAACACUACCGGCUAAUUCAAUCGAGGCACGACGCGUUCGCCAUCGCUCUGCCCGAUACCUGAUCAUUAACGGCUCCUUAUACAAGCGGGGUUUCAGCCUUCCUUACCUCCGAUGCCUGACUCCAGAGGAGGGUCACUAUGUCCUCCGAGAAAUCCAUGAAGGCAUCUGCGGUAACCACUCGGGCGCACGCUCGCUGGCCCAUAAGGCAAUCCGCCAAGGAUACUUCUGGCCUUCACUCCACACUGACGCCCAGGCCUUCACCCAGAAAUGCGACAAGUGUCAGAGAUUUGCCAACAUUCCACAACUCCCGGCAGAACCAUUGACUGCCAUGGUCAGUCCUUGGCCAUUUGCCCAAUGGGGACUGGAUCUCAUUGGACCUAUGCCAGAGGGCAAGGGCCAAGUCAAAUAUGCAGUUGUGGCCGUAGACUACUUCACCAAGUGGGCUGAGGCCGAGGCCCUGGCCACCAUCACUGCGGCUCGCAUCGAAUCCUUUUGUGUGGCAAAACAUUCCCAUCCUCAGUCCAAUUGCCAGGUCGAAGCCGUGAACAAAAUUAUCAAGAAGACCCUCAAGACAAAACUUGACAAAGCCAAGGGCUGCUGGCCAGAACUACUCCCGGAAGUACUCUGGUCCUACCGCACCACCUUCCGCACAUCCACGGGUGAAACGCCGUUCUCCCUAUCAUUUGGAACCGAGGCCGUGGCACCGGUAGAGAUUGGCCAGCCCACAUACCGAACCUCCACUUACGAUGCCAAGGCCAAUGACGAGCAGUUGGCCCUCAACCUCGACUUCAUUGACGAGCUCCGUGACCAAUCAAGCAUGCGCAAUGUCGCGUACAAACAACGCAUCGCCAAAUACUACGACUCCCGAGUCAAGCCCCGCGCUUUCAAAAUGGGGGACUGGGUCAUGCGCAAGGUUUCCUUGGCUACCAAAAAUCCUACCGAAGGUACCCUCGGCCCUACAUGGGAGGGUCCUUAUGAGAUUAUCAAAAUCUGCCGCCCCGGCACUUAUCAGCUUCGCGAUCCCACAGGCAAGACGCUGCCUCAUCCCUGGAACGCUGACCACCUCAAGUACUACUACAAGUAA
Molecule: messenger RNA, 2760 nt
Organism: Prunus dulcis (almond)
Lineage: Eukaryota; Viridiplantae; Streptophyta; Magnoliopsida; Rosales; Rosaceae
Exons: 4
Coding region: 1-2760 (919 amino acids)
Molecular function (GO): nucleic acid binding; RNA-DNA hybrid ribonuclease activity
Source: RefSeq, a predicted model, not a curated record